Molecule: messenger RNA, 1909 nt
Organism: Eleginops maclovinus (Patagonian blennie)
Lineage: Eukaryota; Metazoa; Chordata; Actinopteri; Perciformes; Eleginopidae
Product: cytochrome P450 2J5-like
Exons: 9
Coding region: 103-1596 (497 amino acids)
Biological process (GO): xenobiotic metabolic process
Cellular component (GO): intracellular membrane-bounded organelle; cytoplasm
Molecular function (GO): oxidoreductase activity, acting on paired donors, with incorporation or reduction of molecular oxygen, reduced flavin or flavoprotein as one donor, and incorporation of one atom of oxygen; iron ion binding; heme binding
Source: RefSeq, a predicted model, not a curated record
UCAAGUUAUCUGUCCUGUAAUGUUAGAAGUGUGUAGUGUAGGAAAGUGCCUUCUUGAAAAACGUGGACAUUUCAUCUGCUGCUGGUCUAACUCUCUUUGAAGAUGUGGCUUCAUAAUUUGUUGCUGGGUUUUGACUUAAAGGGGCUGUUCUUGUUUGUUAUUAUUUUCAUCAUAAUAGCCGACUUUCUCAAACACAGGAAUCCCCCAAAUUAUCCUCCAGGACCGAUGGCUCUUCCGAUUGUGGGGAAUUUCUUAAGUUUGGACAGUAAACAUCCGCACGUAUAUUUUACUAAGCUGGCUGCCGUUUUUGGGAAUGUGUUCAGCUUCCGCCUCGGCAAAGAUAAGAUGGUGUUAGUGUCUGGGUACAAGAUGGUGAAGGAAGCCCUAGUGACACAAGCCGAUAACUUUGUGGAUCGACCACACAGUGCGAUUGUGGACAGGGUUUACUCAGGAGACUCAGGUGGUCUUUUCAUGAGCAAUGGUGAUACAUGGAAGAGACAGCGACGAUUUGCCUUGUCUACCCUACGUACCUUCGGUCUGGGGAAAAACACCAUGGAGCAGAGUAUCUGUGAGGAGAUCCGACACCUGCAGGAGGAGAUAGAGAAGGAAAAAGGUGAACCUUUCAACCCAGCAAGCCUCUUCAACAACGCAGUGUCCAACAUCAUUUGCCAGCUGGUGAUGGGGAAACGCUUUGACUACAGUGACCACAACUUCCAGAUCUUGUUAAAAUAUAUUUCUGAUGUUUUUUGGCUUCAAGGGUCUUUAUGGGGUCAGCUGUAUGAGUCGUUCCCUGGAGUGAUGAAGUACUUGCCAGGUCCUCACAACAAAAUGUUCGAUCAAUUUACCGCAAUACUAGAGUUCAUCAGUCUGGAGGUAAAGAGCCACAAAAAGGAGCUGGACCGCAGUGAUCCCCGGGACUAUAUUGACACUUUCAUUAUAGAAAUGGAAAAAAACAAAGACUCUGAUCUUGGCUUCACGGAGUCUAAUCUGGCAAUGUGCUCUCUGGAUCUGUUCCUGGCUGGAACAGAGACCACGUCCACCACGUUACUGUGGGCUUUAGUUUUCCUCAUCAAAUACCCUGAUGUCCAGGACAAAGUCCAGACAGAGAUAGACAGAGUGAUCGGACACAACCGACAGCCCAGUAUGGCAGACAGACCCAACCUGCCUUACACUGACGCAGUCAUCCACGAGAUCCAGAGGAUGGGAAACAUUAUUCCUCUAAAUGGACUCAGAAUGGCCACCAAGGAUACAACACUGGGCGAUUACAUCAUACCCAAGGGUACGUCCGUGAUGCCUAACCUGACCUCUGUGCUGUUCGACAAGACUGAAUGGGAGACCCCAGACACCUUCAACCCUGGACACUUCCUUGAUGCUGAGGGAAAGUUUGUGAAGAGAGAAGCUCUCAUGCCUUUUUCUGCAGGGAAACGUGUGUGCCUUGGAGAAGGCCUCGCCAAGAUGGAGCUGUUCCUGUUUCUGAUUGGACUACUGCAGAAGUUCUCUUUCUCCGUUCCUGAUGGAGUAAAUCUGAGUACAGAAGGAGUUACUGGAAUUACACGAGUACCACACCCCUUCAAGGUUUACGCCAAGGCACGCUGAAUUAUAGGUUACAAAAUCUCACUGAAUCAAAAGUGAUCUGUCUGCCUGUACAUUCAAUUCUAUGUGAUCAAAUAGUUUUUACAUAAUAUAUUCUUGUAUUAAUGGCACUGUUUAUAGGACAGUUUCCAGUGUCCUUGUUAUUAAAGGCAAUAUGUAUAAAGAUUUCCUAAGAAGAAGCUGUAUGGUCUAUGUAUUCUUUAUGAUCAUCACUUAUGUAAUGCAUUAGCCAUUAUUUAAGAACUGCAAUCGUUAACAAAACAUUUGGAUAAAUGUAUUAAUGAUUAAUAAAGGACUUGAUGAUUUGUGUCACAAA